Messenger RNA from Lytechinus variegatus (green sea urchin), 8175 nucleotides. RefSeq names its product neurabin-1-like. Gene Ontology annotation, biological process: calcium-mediated signaling; actin filament organization; neuron projection development. Gene Ontology annotation, molecular function: actin filament binding. The transcript has 19 exons. The record is from RefSeq and is a predicted model, not a curated record. Lineage: Eukaryota; Metazoa; Echinodermata; Echinoidea; Temnopleuroida; Toxopneustidae. The coding region runs from base 1242 to 3797 and encodes 851 amino acids. Gene Ontology annotation, cellular component: postsynaptic density; dendrite; cytoplasm.
GGCUCUUCAAGUUUGGCGGACGUCCCCAAAACAUGGAGCAAGAAAAACAGGAGUUAGUUCAUCACCUAAUUAUCUCCUAUAACUUGUCAACUCGGUUCUUCCUGCUCUGAAGGGAGUUCAUUUACAGGGGCGAUCUUAAUAAGUACUUGGAAGAGAAAUUAACUGAUUAUUUUGUUGUCCAGUUCCCUCCACCCCUUGUAGAACAUGAGUCAGUGAUUCAUAAUUUGGGUUUAGUCACUAUUGACGAAACCGCCUCUCUUUUCAGCUAGGAGUCCAUUUUAAGGGUGCCAUCUGUAAAGCGGGACAGUCUAAUGUCGUCGGGAGUGACUAGGCCUAAUGGUGACCUUUAGUGCUUGAUCCGGCAAGGCUUAGUUUGGAUGUCGCCUAAUAGGACAGUUUUCAUUUCUUCUGGAUGGGCUGGGAUUUGGAAACGAUCGUGAUGUAGGCAGAAUAUAGCUUGUGGACAUUGCAAUUUUGUGAGCCUACAUUGCCUUUUGUCUCGCGACAUAGCGGUAGGCAUGUAUGGAAUGAGCACUGUAAUUCUUUGAAAGUGGCUGCAGGAUAUGGAUAACAGUUUGCUAUUACCUGUUCUUUCAGACGCAGGAUCAGACGAUUAUCAAGGGUAUUUGCAUUGCCCUCAUUCAAAGUGCUGUUAGCUGUAUUUCAAAUCUUUUUAUUAGAAUUAAUAUCAGAUGACUGAUGAGUGUUAUAUCACAUCUUAAAGCAGGAAGUUACACUCUACUCUAUACUUGAGUGAAGUAGAUGUAUCAGGUAUCACCUCGUAAGAAGAAAAUAUUUUAUCGGCUGCUGCAUCCAUUGGACAUGGACUAACCGAAUGUUUACUUUGGAUGGCUCUGUCAUUUCCUCAAUUAAACAGUCUUCGAAUCAACAAAUAGGUUUAACAUUCCCAUGACAAGCAGGGUAUAGAUGGUAAACACUGUAGCUUAGUGGAAGAUAGCGAUUGUCUUUGAUGCAUUUCCAGACAACAGAGAGUAGCAUUGGCUCACCAAGCUCUUCUUUCAACUUGAGACAAUCCCUGUUGGUAUAGAUCAUGUGGCAAGCUUCUGGUGAAUACCGGGAAUUCAUUUAACAAGACCGUCAACGUGAGCUUUAAGACUCUAUCACAAGACACGUGAUCUCCAUCAGCAUCUUGCGGGACUUCUUUGCUUGCGAUUUGUUUUGGGGGGUGUUCAGCGGGGGGGUUAUAACGUUAUCUGGUUCGAGGAAGCUGAAAACUAAGAAUGGCGGAAGUCAUCCACAGGUCCACCUUUACCAGUAAACGGUUUCUGAUUGGUCGAGAGAAGGACAGUGAGAACAGUGAGGUGGCAGCUCUCAUCAAUCAAUCUCUCAACCGGGAUCGCAUCAGUGCUCCUCCAUCUCAUCCGGCUCCUCCUCCUCCUCCUCCUCCUGUUAAUAAACAACCAGUGCCUUCACCUGAAGAGGAUACACCAUCGGUAGAGAUGCCUGGGGAAUCCCCCGAUGACAAUCAGCUGAUCCAGGGUACCUUUGACCUUGACGACACCCUGAGCAGUGGCGGUGGAAGCUCGGUGGUCUCUCCGUCGGAAGCUACGGCUGAAGACUACUCCAACCUCAGGAUCAAACUCAAGGAGACUCAGUACAAACUUGCCAUGGCCGAGGCUGAAAUACCAAAUCUUAAGAUCCAGGCUCUGCAGGCACAGGGCUGGGAGGCGGAGGAGAAGCGUUUAAAGAACCACAUAGAAGCUCAGGAUCGACGGAUGGCCGUCCUGGAGUCGGGGUUGGAGAAGAUACAGACGGAGAUUGACAGCAUGAAGAACGCACUCAACGAUUCAAGAGAACAACAUGCCGGUUUGGAAAAGAAAUAUCACAAAGCCAAGAAACUCAUCAAGGACCUUCAAGCGAGGGAAGAGGAAUUAGAGGAAAAAGAACGUCUUCAGAAACAGAUUGAGAUGGAUAAGGAUGAGAGGCAUGCAAAGGAGGUGGAACACCUCCAAGCAAGGAUACAACAGUUAGAAUCGUCCGUCAGUGGUCAAAACAAAUUAACCAAUGGUUGGACAGCAUCCGCAUCACAUGGGGAAAUAGUUGGGGAUUCCCCAUCUAGUUCACCGGACAAUGGUGAUGAAGAUGUAGUACUUCUAAGGCAGGCGCAGGUCCCAUCUUUCGAAGCUAUUCUGGAAGCCCAGGGGAAAGAAUUGGUAGUAGACGAAACAUCCGAAGACUUUGAAUGGGACUUCGACAUGGGCCAUCUUAUAUGUGCGCCCCUGCGGUCAGCACCACCAUCUCAUAUAGAGGACCAAGAAGAAGAAGAUGACCAAUCAGUGAAUGAUUCGGACAGCGACCUAUCAGGGACGGAGGGAACGUACCAUAUCUCAGGGUUACCAGAUGAGGAUGAAGAUGAGGAAGAGGAGGAGAAAGAGCAGCAAGAAGUUGGCAGUGACUUGGUGAAUGAUGUGUUUAGUGCCUUGAUGCCGGAGACAUCGCGUCUUGAUACGAGCGUAGAGAGAUCAAAGAUUGCCUUGGUUACCGGCCCUGACAGCAAAAUGGGAAGGAGAAGUAGACCUUCACUUUCUCAUCUAAGAGAGAGGGCACAAUCUAGUACUGAGCUCAUGGAUGAAUUAGUACCCACCAAAGAGGGCAGCAGUCCACCAAUCGUAGCCAAGAAACCUCAACCAAUGGAACGUACUCAGAUGGUACGCGUCUUACCCACGAUGCCCCCUGGUACUACCAAACCCAGCGAGGUAUUACGCAACCAACCAGCCUCUCCUAAACUCGGCAGGUUCAGGGAAGAAGGUCAGAGUUCGCCUCCAAGGUCACCAAAGCUGGGGCGCCCACUUGUGACGGAAAAAAUCUACUACAACCCGUGGAUAAGAAGCCGACACUAUUUCCCAGAACCCGAUACAAGUACGGAUCAUAUAGCCACAGGGUACCAAAGCCCACCAUCUCCAGUUCCGGCUCCCGUCGUUACGGCAACGACGUCAUCGUCAGGCCUUCCACCGGCAAUGCCUAUUCUAAGGUUACAGCAACCAAACACGAGUGCCCAUAUAGAAUCCUCCCCUUCAUCUUCUUCACCGGAGGGAGUAGGGGUAAGCCUAGUCUCAUCUCACCCCCACCACCGGCAUAAACACCAGGAGAGGGCGGUAGACGUACCCUUCGAUCAUCAGCUAAGUCCGGAAUUAUCUAGUCAAGGUAGUCGUAGCUCCGAUGACCCUCCUAUGUUUCCUCAAGGUGGUGGUGUGCGUGUUCUGUCUCGCUCUGCUCCAAAACUUUCCUCGUCAUCUUCACUUUCCUCAUCAACGUGGUCAUCAUCAUCCUCUUCAUCCCUGUCAUCAUUUCCAUCCGAUGAUGAGGGAGAGCAAGAAGAAAAGAGGCAUAUGUUCUCAGCAUCAUCAACAGACUACCUUGCUUCCAUGCCAGCGAGUGAGCUUGGAGGAGGGAAGAAGAAGAAGAAGGGCAAAUACAGUAUAUCAGGUCCGACACAAGAUGAACCGGUUCAGAAGCCGCAUCAUAUAGACGAUCGUCCAGUAUGGGACUGGAAUACUACCCACGUCUCGCAAUGGCUAAUGGCCAACAACCUCGCACAGUACAUCAACGAUUUCUCUGCUAACUCUAUCAACGGACAUGCUCUGCUACAACUGGAUGGGGCCAAGUUAAAGACGUUAGGUGUGACUAAUUCCAAUGAUAAGAACACGUUCAAGAAGAAGGUCAAAGAACUCAAGGCUUGCGUGGAAAAGGAGAAGAAGGCUCAACAAAAGGAACAAAAAGCAAGAGAAAAAUUACAAAAGAAAGCAGCCAAGAAAAUGUUUGCUACAAGCCCAUAGAUUUAUUCUUAUAGUGCACAUCCCAUAGUAUUUAUUACAGAUUACUAUCAAUGUUUAUAUAUAAUCAUUAUACCACAUUAAUUUUGGGUUACGUUGCAUGAAACAUACUAUUGAUGGGAAUGCUGACGUCAAUGUUAACUACCAUGGAUAGGUUGAUUUUGAUUGGCUGUUGGGCCUCGAUUCCAUGGUAUUUACCAUUGACAUUCAGAGUUACCAUUGAUAGUAAAUUUAACCGUAGGACAACACUUUUCUUUCUCCCUUUUUGUAGAAAAAUAUACUGCGUUGGACCUAAAGAUAAAUGUAGUACUAUGAUAUAAAAAUACAUGGUAUCAUUUUGUAUUCAGAUUUACAGGGGAAAGCGCGUUCACACAACACUGAUAUUCUAGAGCUCAUGUAGAUCAUGGGAUCUUAUUUGAUACGUGUGAACAUUGCAGGGGUUGUUGGAUAUGAUUUUCAUGCCAGGAACUAACUCUUUUUGCAGAAAUCAGUUGAGAUGUUACAGCACUUUGUACACCUAUACGAGUUUAGUAGCAUGCAUGCAUCCAGUGUUUUGCCUUGAUUAUUUUGUCACAUAGUACUUUGUACUUUAGGAUUCUCAGAAAUCUUCAGCGGUUAAAGAGACUCUGUUGCUCUGAAGUAGAAUGUGAUCUAAUGAUCUCCAUCUUCCAGAACAAAGUGAUAAGAGACAUAAGGACUUAUGUCACCUUUCAAAGUAUCCCACAUUUCCUUAUGGAAGUGUUCUAUGAAAAUUUUAAACUAGUGAGCUGAAAUACUGAUAUUUUUAAGGAGUUUGAAAUGAUGCUCUUAUGACAGAAGUUGCCAUUAUACUGAAAGUCAAUAUGGGGAAUUUUAUUGAAGAAAUGAAUAUAUUCUUAUGUUUCUUAUCUCUGCGUAAUGUUUGUAUACCAGUUUCUAUGGUGAUGGAAUGAGGGGUCUCCUACAUAAAUAAAAUGUAAGUUUGCUUCCAGAUUUUGUAUAGCAUUAUUAAAGAGAAAAAAAAUCUAUAAAUGUGUAUUUAAACAGAUUACUCGGACCCAUGGUUUUUUAUAUAUUUUGACAUGUAUGUAAAUGAAAAAUCACAGGAAUAUAUAUACCUCGAAUACUAAUUUGAUCAUUGUAUUCCUUGUCAGUGAAAAUAAUAGAUAAAAACUAUAUUUUGUAUAAAGCACCCAUUUAUCUAUUCCGUCACCAAAAAGUAAUGCGAAUUCACAAUAUUAUUACUCCAAAUUUUAUAAUCUGCUGUAUUGUGAAGCUCGAAAUGCAGUAAAGAAACCAUGCCUUUAUUAUGGGCAGGAAUGGGUAUAAUUGUAGUGAUUUUUUCCUGGAAAUUGUGUGUAAAAUCUCUUUUCUUCUCAUUUACAUUUACACCAUAGUUCUUGUAGCCUACAUAUAAACCUAGUGCCAAUGAUGAAGGUGAUAAUUUCAGUACUUAAAACAUUAUUUACAGGUAAUUAAUAAUCAUGCAUUUAAAGAUAAAAAAAAUGUUUGUAUACUUUUUCUGUUGUCAAGAAAUGAAAUGAAAAACAAAUACUUUGUAGUGAAUAUGAUCAAGGAACAUUUUAUCCAUGAUUUUAGUGCUCAUUCAAAAAAGCAUUUAACUUAAUUUUUAGAAAAAAUAUUAAAUUUAUGAAUUUUAUAGUUGUAUUUUUCAUUUUGCUCCUUUUACUGCUAUGUCAUAUUAAUGGUAUAUUAAUUGUGAUUGUUUUGCGGAUCACUGUAUGUAUAUUUUUGUUGAUCUUAAGUUGGAUAAGAAUUAAUGAUGGGGAACGAAUUGUAUUUAAUAUCUUGGAUUGAAUCAUUUUGCCUAUCGACAUUCCCAAAAUGAAUUGAUAUUCCUUAUGUAAAUGAAUACAGGUUGACCAGUAAUUUAUACAAUUCCAAUAAUAACACAAAAUGAUUUACUUAUUCUCUAAUAUGUAAUAAUGAAUGCAAAUCGGCAUGAAAUGCCAAUAGAAUUAGAUGUGUGUUAAUGUUUCACCUAUUCAUGUCUUUCACAUGUUAUGAUUCUAGAUCUUGCAUUUUCUUGAAGAGAAGACUUCUCAUAUAUGCAACCUUGUUAUAUUCACCUGUUGUCAUCUGAAUAAUGAUAUCAUAAUUCCUUGUCUACCUUUUAUGUUGAAACGAUACGACUACUUUGAAACUAAAUUUUCACUAGCAAAUCAAAAUUGAAGAAGAAAAGUUUCUAUCCAUCUCAUAUUAAUCCUUUUUCUGUCUUGUUUCUUCUUUUUCCCCUAUUCUUUUUAUGCUUAAAUUUUAAUCUGUACCAAUUAUUUCUUCACUAGGAGUAAUUUUGAGGCUGAUAAUAAGACAAGUCUAUGCAUACAAAUUCAAUCCGUUUUAAUCUGGUAAAGACAAUCAAUUUUUUAUAUAUUUGAUGGCAAAAUUAUUGAUGCAUUUUUUUAAUGUAGCUAAUUUUCAGUCUCUUUCAACUUCUGUAAACCAUACAACCACUGUCUAAUAGUUUUGGGGUAUUAUUUGCAAAAUACUUAGUUGAAAUUUGAACAGUAAUAAGUGUAGAAAGUGACACAUGGUAAACAUUUCUAACUGAUUGUAACUGGAAUUCUCCGAAAAUUCGAGUUGUGAGGGGUUUUAUUUCAUGAUGAAUUGUCUUGUGGCAGUCACUCAUUGUUUUCGUGAAAGUAGUCGUCUGGAAAGCAUUUAAUGCAGCAUCUUAUCAGGGAUUUUCUUUUAGAGCUGUUAUAAGCUACUGAAAUCCUUGAAUCUGAUUGGUCAGUAGCAAAUUUUGGGAUGAAAAUCACUGACAAGGUGCUUUGUGAAACACACCCCAGAGUCCUGCAACACAACACUUAGUGAUUAAUUGUACAGUAGUUGAUUUGUAGUAUUGAUUGCACAUAGUGACCAAUGUAAUUGAUCAUAAAAAUCAACUUUACAAUCAAUCUUUAAGUAAGUGUUACCCGACCCUGAAGUUUGCUUGGACUAGUUACGAUAUCUGUACAUUUUUAUGUCAUGGAAACGAUACCAAUCAACGAAAGAGGCCUUGGUUUUUUACUCAUCUUUGUAUUAAAGACCGUUUUUUGCAAUUAUUGUGGACGUUUGCGUAGCAACUUUGAAGUCAAAUCAAAUUUGAAAAUGCAUUGCUUAUAGCUUUUUAGUACAUUGACAGACUAAUAAUGACUGUUGCAAACCUUUGCCAGUGAUGAUUGCCCUCAUACCUAUCAGAAAUCGCCCGUGCAAGUAGAAAAGCUAUAGGUCUUAAUCUGUAACCCUAACAUUGCAGAGCUAGCUUUGAUCAAUGAAACAAGAGUAUAUUUUUACAAACAUGCCAACAUUUAUGUCACUCUCUGAAAAAACUGAGAAACGUUUCAUCAACAUUUUUUGUCUAACAAAUAUGCAGAUCUGACAGCUUUCCUUAAUUGGCCGAGGACAGUUGCUAUGGUAACUUAUGGAUAAAACAUACUUUGUCAGAUGAAACAUCUGAUAAUUUCCUUUCAUGAAAUGCUCCCUGGGGCUUGACCCACAAUCAUUCAAACAGUAAUUACUUCCAUGUGAAGUGGAUAGAAGGGCAUGAGUGGGUGUUAAGCCUGCGCUUGUAGAGCGGAGCGAGAGAUAGGAGGGCACUAUCAUUUUUGAGGUUAUAUAUUCCACAUCCACCAUUAAAUAAUUAUGUGUGGAUUUUUAAAAGAUAUUUUCAUUCCUGAUAUUUUUUAAACAAAGUUGAGAAAAUCAGUGUCACAUGCAUUAUUGUCCCAUUGGUUUGUUUUCUUUUCUUGAAAUAAUCUACAGUGGUGGUAAAAAGUUAGUGACCCCAACGGAAAAUGAAAAGUGUUCAAGUUCUACCAUGUUAUAGAUAUUUAAUUGUGAAGCCAGGUGAUGAAAUAUUAUUACAUUCAAUUCGCCAAACAUUGCAGCGUUGUUGUCUACAUUCAACACUCGGCAUGAAAGUGCAUUUUGUGGUGGGGUUUACUAACUUUUAAGCACCACUACUUUUGGAUCAUAAACACAAAAAGAACAAUAUACCUCAAUUUCAAAUACCUGGAGACAAAGAAGAAUAUUCUCCUUUCUGCUUGUAGUUUUAGAUGUGUUUUAUUCCGUAUCAGUCACUGUUUAAUUGUUUAAUACACUCUUCUUAUCUGCUUUUGCCGUUCUCUGUAGUUUGUUUUCAACUGUUGUAUUAGUCUGUGUGUGUUUAUCUGCUGCAUAGUGCAAAAACAAAAAAAAAUUAUAUAUGUUCUUAUAAUUUAUGUAAUCUUGUUUUUAUUUGUUAAAAUUUGUAGAUAUGGAACGUUGGUGUUAUUAACAAUAAUGCCUUUUGUAUUAUCAAAGAAUCAAAAGAUUUAUCAUGCAUCUGUGUAUAUAUAAUGGUUAGUAGAUGAUAAUGUAAUAUAUAAAGAAACACACUUUGAAAUAAAUGGUGUCG